AUGAUGCAAGUGAACCGAAGGAAUGAAACGAACAAUGCUUGUUGUGGAAUGCCGGGGGACGCCGGGACAAGCAGGGAUGAGGCCCCACUGAUGGAACGACGCAGCGAGGACAUGCCCACCUCCAUCCACAGAUAUGAGAGAGUUUACAUGAGCUACCUGCACUUGCAAUUUUGUGUCGUGGACUUUGAGGAUACCAUGUUCAUUUCAGUCACGGACGAACGCAACCAGUUAACAGACCUCCAGGCAUCCUACCCAGUGAAAUAUGUGGAUGCAGAUAACACGGCGUGUCUGGUGGGAGAGCCCCACUCACACGGAAACGAUGUGGCGCGGCUGUUAGGCAUGAAAUUCAAGAUCCCCUUCUACGUGAGCGUUAAUGUUGAUGAAGGAGAUGAGGGCCUGACGAAUUUUAUUUUCUCCACCUGUUUGGAAAUACUAAAGCCGUUGUUCAGUGAUGGGAGACGUACCCGUGCGUGA
This is a messenger RNA of Plasmodium fragile, 474 nucleotides long. RefSeq lists its product as uncharacterized. The record is from RefSeq and is a predicted model, not a curated record. Gene Ontology annotation, biological process: proteasome assembly. Lineage: Eukaryota; Apicomplexa; Aconoidasida; Haemosporida; Plasmodiidae. The coding region runs from base 1 to 474 and encodes 157 amino acids. The transcript is spliced from 3 exons.